This is a messenger RNA of Sporothrix brasiliensis 5110, 1302 nucleotides long. RefSeq lists its product as uncharacterized. Lineage: Eukaryota; Fungi; Ascomycota; Sordariomycetes; Ophiostomatales; Ophiostomataceae. Gene Ontology annotation, biological process: signal transduction; cell division; positive regulation of protein phosphorylation. The coding region runs from base 1 to 1302 and encodes 433 amino acids. Gene Ontology annotation, cellular component: nucleus; cytoplasm. The transcript has 3 exons. The record is from RefSeq and is a predicted model, not a curated record. Gene Ontology annotation, molecular function: protein kinase activator activity.
AUGUCGAACCUCUUUUCAGGAAUAAACGCCCGCUUUCGCGGCGCAUCAGCACGAACAGCCAACACGGGCAACAAGAGCCCAACCUCGUCCACCUCCAGCCAACCCCUGACGCCUACCUCCGGCGUCCCGUCCUCCACCUCCGCUGGCGGCCUACCCACCAGUGGCAGCACCGGCAACCUCCUCCAGAGCCAGAACCAGUCGCAAAGCAACAACGGCAAUAUUGGCACUGCCACCUCUUCGUCGAACCUGUCCGGCAUCGGUGUCGGCGUCGGUGGUUCUGCAGGCGGUGAACUGCCGCCGCUCCCCGGAAGCCAGACUGCUUCGAGCCUGGCCAAGCUGCCACCGCUGCCCAAUUCGCCGUCCCUCGCACAGACCAUCGGCAUGGACGAGUCCGGCGGUCUGCGCCCCAUCCUUCCCACGGCGGAUGAGGUGCUCACCUCGUACCACCUGCCGCGGCCGCUGCCGCUGUGGCUCAACCCCUCGUACGCAAAGCACAUCGUCAAGGGCAACUUUAUGACCUUGAGUGCCCGGCCCAAGACAGUCGAGCAGGGCGAGUGGAUUGCACACCAGAUCGUCGAGCAUUACAGAAACCUGUGGAACUUUGUGCGGGUGCUGCACGAAAAGGAAGACGACGGCCAGUCCAUCUGCAACCCGACAACGUGCCCGCGCAUGUCCGCCGGCACAAACCACUCGUUUACCUGGCUCAACGCCCGGCGAGAGCCCGUCGAGCUGCCCGCCUACGAGUACAUGACGCUCAUGCAGCGCUGGAUCUCGGGCAAGAUUGACGACACCAAGAUCUUCCCCACCGAAGCCUCGGGCGUCUCGUUCGCCGUCAACCCGGCCCUGUCCACGGGCAGCGGCAACAACGGCACCCCGGCCCAGCUGUCCGGCCUUGUCUCGUCGUCGUCGAGCGGCGGUCUCGGUGGUCUCGGCGGUCUCGGCGGCGGCGACCCGCAGCGCGACUGGGUCGGCAAGCGCAGCGGGUUCCCCGAGAACUUUGUCGAUGUCUGCCAGACCAUUUUCCGGCAAAUGUUCCGUGUCUACGCGCACCUGUACUGGGCGCACUUUGUCGACCCCUUUUACCACCUCAACCUCGAGAAGCAGCUCAACAGUUGCUUCAGCCACUUUGUGCUGACGGCGACGGCGCUCGACAUGCUCAAGCCGCACGAGCUAGAGCCGAUGCAGCCGCUGAUCGACCUCUGGGCCGCCAACGGCACCUUCCCACAAGGCUCCAAGGCCUACGAGUUUGCCAACGUACAGGUCGGCGAACGGCUACUACAGCUGAGCGGUGUUGCCAUGUAA